Molecule: messenger RNA, 3230 nt
Organism: Chiloscyllium plagiosum (whitespotted bambooshark)
Lineage: Eukaryota; Metazoa; Chordata; Chondrichthyes; Orectolobiformes; Hemiscylliidae
Biological process (GO): positive regulation of vascular endothelial cell proliferation; positive regulation of transcription by RNA polymerase II; positive regulation of insulin receptor signaling pathway
Cellular component (GO): extracellular region
Molecular function (GO): hormone activity; protein serine/threonine kinase activator activity; insulin-like growth factor receptor binding
Source: RefSeq, a predicted model, not a curated record
AGCUGCGGGUCACUUUGGCUCUCAAUCCCACUGUGAGGAUUUCCUUGGCUCGUGUGUGGAAAAGCAAGCAGCUCGACGAUGGGAAAACUUUGUGUCCUCAGUUUCACUGGGAUCUGCCAGGUUCCUCCUUCCACGGGAACGUACCCCUUUAAGGUAAUUGGUUCGAGGAGCCCGGUGCAACCACUGUGUCUCUUGCUUGCUCUCACUGUUUGCAUGGGAACAUCAGAGGCACGAAUCGAGGAGACUUUAUGUGGAGCUGAACUCGUGGACGCACUGCAGUUCAUCUGUGCAGAGAGGGGCUUCUAUUUCGUCAGCAAAAUGGUGGGUCGUCGGAACAGACAGAACCGAGGCAUUGUGGAGCAGUGCUGCUUUCGUAGCUGUGACCUUCUGAUAUUGGAGACGUACUGUGCCAUACCACCCGAAACAGCCAGAUCCACGCCUUCUACAGCUCCACAGAGGACCAUGCUACAUAGGACAAUGGGGAAGCGGUCGGUUAGAAGCAAUCGGGACUACCUCACCUGGACUGGAGGAACCCUGAAGCAUUACCUGAGCACCACCAACCUCGCUGUUCCCCCCAAAACUGAGAUCCCUGAUUGGCUGGGACAGGGCAAAGACUCGCUGCGCAUUGAUGAGGGCACAAGGCACACGCGGUACCCGUCCCAGCAGCGGGUAUGGUCCAGUACGGUACUGACACCUCCCUCAGGGCAGCCCGCUCUCUCCCUCGAUGUCCUGACCCAUUCAAAAUGAGCGAGGAGGGUCUAGCACUUGAAGUUGACUUCGGACCUUUUGAGGGAAACCUGGCCACGCGACUAGCUGAAUUUUUUUUUAUUUUAAGAAGUAAUGUGGGGUGAACAGAGCAGAAUUAGGAGGAGCUGAAGGGCUGAAGGAUUUCCCCAACAGCAAGAACAACAAAAACAAAACCCUCUCCCUCACGCCAGGUGUUUUCACUCGUGUAGAAUAGGAACCUGGAGGCGGCAAGGACUCAGGAUCCAAGCCCUCCCUCGCCGUUAGUAGCCUCAUUUCUCAGCUGACUGUCAUUUCUGCGUCUAUUCUAAAAGCUGAGGGGCUUCAUUCACAAAAGUCGCGGUGAAGCAUUCUGGGGUUGGCAGGAUGAGAAAUGGAGCUAACACCUCUCCCAACUGACAGAAAAGUUUGAAUACACGUGCAGAGAGCAGCUUCUUCCCCGCUGUUAUCCAACUUUUGAAAGGACCUCUUAGAUGUUAAUGUUGAUCUCUCUCUGCAUCUUUUCGGCAACUGUAACAUUACAUCCUGCACUCUGUUCUGUUCCCUCGAUGCACUUGUACAGCAUGAUCUGCCUGUAAAGCACUUUCCCCUGUACCUCGGUACACGUGACAGUAAUAAAUCAAAUCAAUUGGUCAUAACCAAAGCCAAAUACAGAAAAAGGUCCAGAAACAGUGUAGGACCAGAACUCUGUCCGUCAAGAUCAAUAGCUCCAUUUAUCAUCAGUCCAUCACCGAUUGUUUCCUCAAUGGUGAAGUAGUGCCAUCUGGUAGCUAUCAGACAAUGCAACUUGAAGUGUCAACCUAAUCAUUGUCCUUUUAACCGUUGCCACCUCCGUUUACUUAGACAUUAGCAAAACAGCUUUUCCACAAUUCAGAUGACUCGGACCAUGGCUGCAGUCUGAGAGUCAGCUAGCUAAUGAAGACUUUUCAAAGUUAGUCUUUGCUCAUGGAGCUGCUGAUCUGACCUAAGAUUUUGCUUUGGCCUUAACACCCUGUGCCCAUGUCUUCCCUGGAUAAAUCCCUGUGUAGAUUGGGUUGAAACCAUCGACAGUAUCAUUCCACCUCAUGUCCAGUCUGCCCUCUGUAUGACCUGUGUAUAAACCACAUCUUGAGAAUUACACCUGCCCAUAUAACCUCAUCCACUCUAUAACUCACCUCUCUGUAUACCACACCUCUACAUUACAUAAUUCCCCUUGUGGUGCAGUACUUUGUACUUAUGUUACCAGUCUAGAAAUCCAGUGGUCUGGACAAAUGAUCUAAAGGUAUGAAGUUCAAAUCCUGUAACAGCCUCUAGGUGAUUUGAACCCAAACAAUUUUUCUGUGUGUGGAAUGAAUUGCCAGAGGGAGUGAUAGAUGCAGAUACGGUUACAACAUUUAAAAUACGUUUGGAUAGAUAUUGGAACAGGGAAGGUUUAGAGGGAUAUGGACCAACUGCAGGCAAAUGGGAUUAACCUGGUUUGGGAAACUUGGUCAGCUUGGACGAGUUGGACUAAAUGCCUGUUUCCAUGCUAUAUGACUCAAAAAGAAAUUAAAUACAAUCUGGAAUUAAAAUUUUGAUGUUGGUAAUGGCAUCCAUUUGGAUUAUCCUCAAAAGCCCCAGCUGAUUUACUUCAAUCCUUCUGGCAGAGGAAAUCUGCCAUUCUUAACUGGUCUGGCCGAUAUGUGACUCCACACCCACAGUGAUGCCAUUAUUCUGAAAUGCCCCAUCAUGCCUCUCAGUUGCAACUAUUAGGUAACAUUCCAUCACCUUCAAAAGGUAGUGCCUGUGACAUCCAUAUCCAACAUUCAGGAAAGGUACAUAACAUGGUCCUCUGAGUGAGUAUUUUUGGGAGAGAAUGGGAGGAAUUUGGGGAAAGGAUAGGGUCGCAUGAUACCAUUUUAAUUGAGUUCACGCUGAGAUGCACAGGAGCCAAUGUUGUAUCAGGGCGUAGAGCUCCUCACUAGGACUUGGGCAGCACUGAUGUAAAUUGGGGCCAGUUAGCUCAACUGGCUGGAUGGCUGGCUUGGAGGGAUGCCAAUAACAGGGUUUCAAUUCCAGUGAGAGAGGUCAUAACCUACCUUCUCCACCUCGCCUCAGUUAACCUCUCCACCAGUCCUCCCUCUCUCUCUCUCUAAUGAGAGAGCAACCCUCUGAGUCGAGGGGAAGUAUCAACAUAAUUACCUUAAUCCUCUACGAUUUGUCACAUUACAGUUUCAUGGGAUUAAGAGACAUGAGCAUUGAAGGCCAACAGAAGGUCAAAGUUCAUCUAAUCCACUCUCUCCACCAUCCUGCUCAUCACAUGUAUGGAAUCAUUGAUUAGUCUCUAUAGAUGAGGCAUUAGGUGAGGAAAAUGGGUCGUGAGAGAGAUGUUUGGGAGCCUCCAACAACUUUGGGGUGGCACGGUGACUCAGUGGUUAGCACUGCUGCCUCACAGCGUCAGGGACCUGGGUUUGAUUCCAGCCUCGGGUGACUGUAUGUGUGGAGUUUGCACAUUCUCUCAGUGUCUG